ACUGAACUGAAGACAGUCAAGGAGAGGGCUUCCAGCUAUGAGGAAGAGAUAGCUGAGCAGAAAGCAAUGAUUGACAAGCUUCGAAAGGACUUGAUGUCUGCCAGGGACGAACAUCAUGCCGCUGUUCAAGAAGGCAUUGCUUACAAACAGCAAGCACACAAGAUGGAGCUGGAGCUAGCAGGUGCCAAAGAGCAAGAGAAAAUAUUAACAGGCCAGGUGGAGCAGCAGGAAGGAAUCCUGGGUCAGCUUCAAGCAGAACUGAGAGCUGAGAGGGAGAGGCAUGGAGAGACUGUGAGGCAGCUGAGUGCCAGCAAGAAGAUGUCACUGGACAUGCAGGCUGACAUGGAAGCCCUGCAGAGGCUGACCAGAGAGCUGCAAGACAGGUUGAGAAUGAGUGAUGACCAGAUGCCUAGACUACGACGAGAGAUAGAUGACCUUCAGUUGAAGCACAGAGAGUUCAGUGAAGUACUGGCUGACAGGGAGGCCCAGCUGAGGAUGGCAAAUUUGAACUUACAGACAGCUCAAAAACAAGCUAAACAACACACACAGGAGAUUGCCAGAUACGAGGACACGCUGGCCCAGCUGCACAUGGAGCAGGAGAAACUGCAAGACCAGCACCACAAGUCACAUGCUGAUCUGGUGGAAGCUGAUGUGAAAAUACAUGAGCUGAGGGUGCAGGUGACCAACAUACAAGGGAAUCAUAAAGAGUCAAUGGAACAGCUGGCAGAGAAGUCCCGCCAGCUGGCCACUGGAAAGACGGAGCUGGCUAAACUUUCACAGCAGAAUAGUUCCAUGAAAGAAGAGAUUAUAUUUUAUGAUGACAAGUUGAGGAAACUACAGCAGGAGCUCAAAAAAGCUCAGGAGAUUAACAAGACAGCUGAGGAGGAGCUGCAGCACUUUGAAGAGCGCUACACAAGCCUACAGAUGGAUCUGGUCUCCAGCCAAGAGAAGCAGAAGCAUGGCCUGCAGGAGCUGUCGGCCAGGGAAGAGCAGAUUGUCAUGCUGAAGGUGGAGAUGACUGCUCUACAAGAGAAAUACAAGGCUGCCAAUGAUGAGGCUGGCAAAUUACUGGGUGAGCUGGAAAUGAUGAAGCAGAACUAUCGCGGAGCCAGUGAGGAAAUCGCCGGGCUGCGAAUGGCUCUGGAAGAGUCACGGGCUAAUGGCGACCGUUUGCAUCGGGAGUCGGAGCUCGUGGUCCACAACGUUAACACAUGGGUGCAGGAACAAAAAAUGGCCAAUGAAAAACUCGGUAACAAAAUCAGAGAGCAGAGUAAAGCGAUCAUGAUUCUGACAUCAGAAAAAGAAACACUGUUGGAACAGAUUACCAGACUGCAGAAGUCAUACAGCAAGACAAAGAUGGAGCUGGAUGAAAAGGCAAAUGAGAGUGACAAACUCAGGGCUCUGCAGUCACACUCAGCACAUCAGCAAGUGAUUUUGAAUCAGCUGAAGAACAGACUGGAGGAGCAUGAGGUGGAGCAGGAUAAAGAUAUGAAAACAAAGGAAGCUGCUAUUGAGGACCUUCACCUUCGACUGAAGGCCAAUAUUGACAGCAUCCAUAAACUCAACCAGCAGCUGGCCAGUCUACAGAAGGAGAAUACUCGACUACAUAAUGAGCUGGACAGAGAGAUGACCACAAGACAGAAUUAUGAGAUGCAAGCACAAAGCAAGGACCAGCUAAUAGAGAACCUGAAAUCACAGCUGGACUCUAUGUCAUUCAAAAGACAGACAGAGAAGGCAGACAUUUACAAGGAUGCUGACAGAUUUAUAAAUACUGCGUUAACUAAAGCUGCAGAAGAUGAAGGAGUGACAGAUGCACACAGCCUGGAUAAAGCUUACUGGAUACAGAGAGUUGGAGAGCUUCAGCAGAGCAGCGACUACUGGUCAGACAAGGUCCGAGGUCUAUCCACACAGUUGGAAUUGGCUAAAUCUGCAAAUAUUUUCACCACAAAGGUCUACUGA
Messenger RNA from Candidula unifasciata, 1959 nucleotides. Lineage: Eukaryota; Metazoa; Mollusca; Gastropoda; Stylommatophora; Geomitridae. The record is from the annotation of a GenBank genome assembly.